AUGCACUUUUUCUUUCUUCUAUUUCUCCCUUUUACCCUAGCCGUCAAGGAUUUGGCCUGGUACUCUUCGAGCACUGGUCUCGGUUCUUCUUCUUCAGUCAUCCAUUCACCAUUACAAGCUGCAACUGCCAUUGACUUUUGUCAGAAGAGAAAUUAUGUAAUUCAAUCAAGCCCCAAUUCCCUUUUUUUCAGUUGCCUGUCGACAUUGGAAAGUGUUCUCAACAACUCGUACGCUACUAUUAUGACCCGGCAGUCGAUGAAUGCAAACGAUUCACUUUUUCGUAAGCUGCAUCCCUCGAGAAAUGAACCACCCAUAAAUCACACUGUUUCCAGAGGUUGUGGAGGUAAUUCGAAUCGAUUUAUGAGAAGGGCGCACUGUCGGAACCGAUGUGUGAAACAACCGAACAAGUUGGUAACAGUUCAAGAAUUGAAGCAUCGAAGAACUGUCACUACAACCACACCGGCAGAUGAAAAGAAAGUUGAAGAAACUGAAAAGGAUAUAGAUUCAGCGAAGGUAGGAUACAAGGGCAUCAUAAACUGCCGUAAAAUAGGUGAAGGUGUUCGGGAGUUCGCUUAUAAGUGGCAAUAUGGCAUUAACGACAACGGAGUGUGCCAAGGUUGCGAUCCUCUCUACGGAACAUGUAUCGAUGGAAAAUGCGGAUGCAUGAAAGGGUUCCGGCCACUAGGAAAAGUCUGUAUUGAUCUCAAUGAAUGUGAUAAUGGAGCGGUUUGUGGUGCGAAUGCGAGAUGUGUUAAUGAAAUUGGAUCUUUUCAAUGUGUUUGUGAUGCUGGUUUUAGUAUUGACGGGGAUUGUAAAAUCGGACAAGAGGCGUGUAUGGACGAAUUUGAUGUGAAUUUAACUGAAGAAGAUUGCAACAAUGGAAAACAAGAAAUCAAAUAUUACUAUGACGCUGAAACCGUACAAUGCAAACAGUUCUUUUAUGGAGGAUGUAAAACCAAGUCUAGAAAUUUCUUCGCUGAUUUACAGACUUGUGACAUAGUUUGUGUAUCGAGUCAACGAGAUUAUAUCCAAUCAAAUGGACAGUCUCUCCACCAUCCAACUCAUCAAAUUUCGUCUGAUUUAAAUGGAGGAAACGAUUUAAAAAGUAAUCACUACAAAAUCGACCUAUUCUCGUCUCCAUCGUCACCAGUUCGACCCGAUCGUCCGUUAUCAGUUGAUGAUUGGCCAUUGAAACCAGUCACUUUGAAACCGGCUCUUGACUUAGACUUCUCUGUGGCCCAUACAAAAUCAGUGGGUCAAAAAAUGGAAGAGGCAGAGAAGGCGGAGGAGUUGGUUCGAGAAUUGACACCUGAUCAUAAUAUUUGUGAAUUGAAAUUUGAGCCAGUGUUGCGAGAAGAAUGCAUUUCUGCUGAUUGGUCGGAGAAGUUUUUCUGGAAUUCGGAUUUUAGGGAUUGCGAACCAUUCUGGUAUGAUUCCUCCUGUGAUCCAAGAGAUAGAGCUGGAAAGAACUUUUUCGAAAGUUUCGAUGAUUGUAAAAAAAAGUGCGACGGUGGUCAAGGAGAUUAUGUGGUUCCGAUAGAAAAAGAAAAAGAAGACGAAGUAGAAGAAAGGGUAGAAGUAGAAGAAGAAGAGCCGGUUGAAGAGGAGAUCGUACCUGAAGAAACAACCACCCCCACUACCACCACAACAACAUUAACAAAGUCACCGGAGGAUGAACACAGUUUCUUUUUCAAAGUCAAACCUCAAAAUUAUCUAGAAGACGUCCUGAGCACGGAAAAGGACGAAGACCAAAGCAAACAACAUCACAACGGUUUUAACCCGAACGAGUUUUUAAAACAAAACGCUAAAAAAGUAGAAACAGAAGAGCUUAAAAAGAUCAUCCCCAAACAAGAAGAGACAACCGAGGCUACUAAAAAAGAAGAAAUAGAACACAGUAUUUUGGAAGAGCUUAAAAAAGAAGAACCCGUUGAAAAAGUUUUAGCAGCUCCCACAACAUGCGAUUUGGAAUAUGAUGCUGAUCUUCGGAAUGAGUGUACGUCAGCUGACUGGAAUGAGCUUUUCUAUUGGAAUGAGCAGUUUAAGGAGUGUGAAGCUUUUUGGUAUGAUUCUUCAUGUGGAGAGCCAGAUUUUGAGAAGAAAAAUAUUUUCAAAAAUUAUGAGGACUGUAACAACAAGUGUGUCAAAAAGAUUGGAGAGACUGCUAAAAGUAGGACAAUUGAUGUUAGCUCUCCUCUGAAAUGUAAAUGUUCAGAAAUUGCAACAACUACAACAGCUACAACUACAACAUCAACAACGACGACGACAACUACGACGGCUUCUCCAACAACUUCUUCUGUUCUCCUAGAAGAGACCAAACGACCAAACUACAAACAAACCGAUCCAUUGAAUUUGAUUCUGAAUAAAGCUCUCAAGCCAGAUGAGUCAUCAGAACUUCCUGAAAAGUUCCCACCAAACCAUGAGAAGACGUUUGUAAACUUUGCAAUCAAAUCAGAAGUUACGGCAACUACAAAGUUUGACAGACUGAAAUACAUGGCUGAGUUUAGGAAGAAACUUCUCGCUCUCCCUGAUAACUUUUCAACUCCUGGAAAGCCCAGUACACCAACCUCUGCUCCUACAACGAAGAAAAAAAUUGAUCCAACUACUCAUGAGAUAACUGAGAAACAAUCCACUUCUACAGCUUCAACGCAGACGACGACUACUACAACUUUCAAUGAUUUCGUGGAGGCCGAAAAGAAAAAGGUUUUGGAAACUAUCAAGAUUCUUGAUCGACCAGAAGACCUUUGCGACGAACCUCUUCAUCCGAAACUUGAAGAAGACUGCAAAAACGAUCAAUGGGAGAUUAAAUGGUUCUUCAAUUCCGACAGAGGAGCAUGCAAAUCAUUUUGGUAUGGAGGAUGCGAAGUGGAGAGCAGAAACUUUUUCCCUGAUCAUGCUAACUGCCGCCAUACAUGCGCCCACAAAUACGGAACUCCUGCUAGUUUCUCCUCAAAGGUUUAUAUCCCACCUGGCGGUUUGAGUACUCCGAUUCCUCCUCGCAAAGAUCGACUGACGACAAGUUUAAAACUCACUUAUCCUCAUUCUGAAGAUCUUUUCCCCGAACAAAAGCAUAGAAAAGUCGUCGAAUUAGAUGGAAAUUUCCAGCGCUUAGAAGAGCAACGACUUCUCCGCCUUCUUCCGACACCAUCAUUCAAAACAAAGGGACCCCUUCCAACUGCUGGGAACAUUGUGAAUGUAUCAGAAGGAGAUAAAGCGGAAAUCGAACCGGCGUUUUAUAGUCACAUUGAUAGGGUUGUUCACGAUAUGAAGUCUGGAGGACAUCCAGGGUACACAAAACCAGAGGAGUUCGUGAGAAGAAUUGAAUCGGCUAGUAAUGAUUACAUCAAAUACGACUUUCAAAAACCAGAAGUUGUGACAAUCAUUGAUAAAUCUCCACCCACAGUACCCACUAUCACAUGGAUGGAACAAACGAAACAGACAACACCACUGAAGUCAGAACCAACUAAUAAGACACCUACUACUCGAUCCAUUAAUGAUCCAUGUGACGACGAAUAUGAUCCGAAGUGGGAUGAAGAUUGUUUAGGAGAUUCUUGGGUUGUGAGAAGUUACUACGAUGCAAAAGCCAAAGCUUGUAAGGCGUUCUGGUAUGGAGGAUGUCAUACAAGUAGCAGAAAUAUUUGGUUUGAUAAGGAGACUUGUCGGACAUCUUGCGCUCAUAAAUUUGCAACUGAUUUUCCUAUGACAGGCGGUAGGUUCUCUGAUAAAGUUCAUUUUUUAUCAAGGACUAUCCAGAAGAUCAUUCCAAAGAAGUCAUCUCGUCAUCUUCUGAAAUCCAAGAGUCGUCAACUUCAUCUUCAUCAUCAUCAGAUUCUGCUUCAUCUAACACGUCCAAUCAUUCUGAAAAUAAAGGCACACGUCUCGCCGGAACAUCGUUUCAAACUGGACCUCGACCAGAAACUAGCUGACAUCAAACGAGAUCAUGAGGGACGGGAAGAUCUGGCGUAUUCAAAAAUGGUAGACCAUCCAGUGACUGUUGCAGCUGAAUGUUUGGAAAGCUUCAAUGAGACUCUAUCGAAGCCAUGUGGUGAUGGAAAGACAUGGAGCAAUAGGUACUACUAUGAUAAGGACACUCGCUCCUGUCGUAUGUUCUGGAGUAAUGGAUGCUUUAGUUCUUCAAAAAAUAACUUCGAUGAUCAGGAAACGUGCCAAUGGAAGUGUGAAGGAAGACAUCCACAACCAGCUGGAAAAACACUUUCAGAAUCUUGUCUGGAUAAAUUCGACGAGAGAUAUUUGGAAGAUUGUAGACAUGGAGAGUUCACAAACCGCUUCUAUUUUGACCAUGACCGCAAGAAAUGCGUAGCAUUCCACUGGGGGGGAUGCCAAUCCAAAUCACAGAAUUUCUUCGCAGAUAUGACUGUUUGUCAAGAUUUAUGUGAAUCACCGCCGAGAGAAUUGACACAAGCAUGUAUUCAGCCAUUUGACAAAAACUAUGAGAACUCUUGUUCCGCUGAGCAACCUCAACAAUAUUAUUAUUUCGAUGCAUCAUCUGGAAUCUGCAAAAUGUUCUGGUUUGGAAAUUGCAAGGGAGAGAAUGAGAACAUCUUCAGUACUCUAGAAUCAUGUCAAUGGAUUUGUGAAAGGAAACGGGAAGAGAGAAAACCAGGUAGAGAACAUGAGCUAUUUGCGCUGACAAGUUCGACCAUAAGUACACAGAAUCCUGUGGAAACUCUCAAUGGAAAGAGAAAUGGUACUUUGAUUAAUUUUCAGCAAUCAUCUGGAGACUGCACAUCAUUCUGGUGGGAUGGCUGCACGUCAUCUUCUCAGAAUAUCUUCCCAGAUGAGAAGUCAUGUACAUCGAACUGCAAGCAUCCAGGAUUUGAAAUUUCAUCCAAAUUGGCAUCUCAAGACUCCAAAUUUAGAUGCUUAGAGCCAGUGGAAAUCGGAAAUUGUCAAGAAACUUAUCCUGCAUUCUACUAUGACAGGACUUCUCGAACCUGUCGACCUUUCGCCUAUUCUGGUUGUGGAGGAAAUUCCAACCGAUUCAUGACGGUAUCUCAAUGUGAAAACUUGUGUUUCGCAUUCAAUUCAAUGAAUGAAGCAGAAGUAGAUUGCCACUUACCCAUGCACAUUGGAUAUGGAAAGAACGAAGAUAGUUGUUUGCCACAAGCUGGAUUCAGAUUUUAUUACGAUCGGAGUUAUGGAAAAUGUUCUCAAAUGUGGUAUCUGGGAUGUGGAGGUAAUGCGAAUAACUUCUACUCGUACGAAAUUUGUCAGCGAACUUGUUCUCGAUCCAAUCAGCCCAGAGAAUUGGAACGGAAAACUCGAGCAAGCAGCGAGGUGUGCUUCGAAGCACCGGGAGACAAGGGAAUCUGCGGAAAGAAUUCGAGUUCCUAUCCGCUGCAGAGAUGGACAUACGGAGCUCAGAAGUGUACUUCAUUCACUUAUUCUGGAUGCGGAGGGAAUAGAAAUCGAUUUGCGACUCAAAACUCUUGUGAACAGACUUGCAAGGGACUAUUGAAUAGUAAUGAUCCACGUAUCUGUUCCUUCCCACCCGAUUGGGGAUCUUGUAAUCAAUUGCGUUAUGUCUGGUUCUACAACUUAACCCGUGGUACUUGCGAUCAAUUUUUGUAUGGAGGAUGUGGAGGAAACCCAAAUAGAUUUGAAACUUUUGAAAUUUGCCAGAAGGCGUGUGAAGUGACUGGAACAGAUCCGUGUAUGGAAUCACUGGACAGAGGAAGUUGGUGUGAAGCAAUGUCGAAUCGAUACUACUUCAAUAAGAGAGCUCGACAAUGCAAAGGAUUUCAUUAUACGGGGUGUGGAAAAAGCGGAAAUAAUUUUUUAACAAAAGAAGAAUGUCAAACAAAAUGUGAAAAACGAUUCCCUCGUGCAGCUCCACCUUCAAAAAAAAAGGCAAAAGUAAAACUUCCAGUUGGAUACUCCGGAUCAAAGCCAAAAGACAAAACUCCAAUGCUCAGACACAUUAAUUUGAAUGGAUUAAAUCAAACCUAUUUCAAAUCCGAACCCCAGUGGAUGGACUACACUUCUUGUUACGGAUACAGAUACAAUGUCUCUGGGAGAGAUACAGUGCUAAACGUUCAUUAUUGCUCAAUUCAAGGAUCUUCUGAUUGCAUCAGCGAAAGUUACCGAACUACGGAGGGAGAAGAGUUUUGUAACAUUAUCAGACCAUUUUUACGAGGGCAAAACUUGUAUUCUUUCUACUUUGGAUUAGACUCGGUGAACCCAAUGUAUCGCCCUAAAGAUGGUUUAUCCGGACGAAUUCAGCGAAAAAAUGAGACGAUUGCUGCAAUUCUCGUGUUGCGAGCUAAUCAAUGUCAUGAGAUUUGUUAG
Messenger RNA from Caenorhabditis briggsae, 6306 nucleotides. RefSeq names its product Protein CBR-MEC-1 (gene Cbr-mec-1). The transcript is spliced from 28 exons. Gene Ontology annotation, molecular function: calcium ion binding; serine-type endopeptidase inhibitor activity. The record is from RefSeq and is a predicted model, not a curated record. NCBI's taxonomy places the organism in Eukaryota, Metazoa, Nematoda, Chromadorea, Rhabditida, Rhabditidae. Bases 1 to 6306 code for a protein of 2101 amino acids.